AUGGCGCUGCUCGUCGUCACAGGGCUGCCCAGCUCGGGGCGGUCUACACGCGUCGACGAGCUCGCGCGCUUUCUAGAACCCAAGAUUGCCGACCACGCCACCCUGUCCCAGGUCAAAAUCGUGCGUGGAGAGGACGUGCAUGCCGACUUGAGCGUUUACGAAUGCCUCAAUAUUAAGGGAUCGCGUUACGAGCUGUGCUGUACGUGGCUUGCCCUGUGGAUCUGGGCCGCUCUUGGAACCAAGAACGUCGUGCAGCGGGCCACAUGGCCUACACAGAUACUUGCCGUCUCUUCCUGCUUAGACAAUAAACUGGAGAUUCUUCCAACGCCUCUGGAAGAAAUAUGGGAGGCCCUCACUCAGUCGGCCGUGCAGCCGCCCAAAUCUGUUACCCUUGUGCGCACGCUGGGCACACCCAUGGCCGGGCGCGUGUACCUUCCACUUCCAGCCUACAUGGCUUCGGCCCCCCUUGUGCUGGAUGUACCACCCUUGUCAGCCUUUCCAUCCCCUGCACGCCUGCAAACCAUGCGCCGCCAAUUCGUCCGCAUUUAUGCGAGCAAGGCGGAGCAAGGUGAUGGGCUACCUCUAGCCUCGCAUGAGGCCCCUGAGCGCCACAUCGCUCAGCUCUUCGUAGCCUGGCUACAAGAGUGUAUAGCAUCAAACAAAACUCCAUAG
Messenger RNA from Malassezia sympodialis ATCC 42132, 672 nucleotides. RefSeq lists its product as uncharacterized. The transcript has 5 exons. The record is from RefSeq and is a predicted model, not a curated record. Lineage: Eukaryota; Fungi; Basidiomycota; Malasseziomycetes; Malasseziales; Malasseziaceae. Bases 1 to 672 code for a protein of 223 amino acids.